AUGCCGGAAGAUGGCGAGGUUUCCGUUGUAAUUCACCAAGUCUUCAAUAAAAUCAAGGCCGAAGCGAAGAAGCUCGGAACGACGCCUCUAGCUUAUAUCCGGCUUUUCUCCAGGUGCUUUACCUUGGGUACAAAGAACAAGCCCUAUUCCAGUAUCUCUGUCCACAAUUCCCGCUACACUGAAUCACUCGAGCCUAUGGAUGACUAUGUUCCCAAUCAUUUUGACCUUCAGCGAGCCUCUAGGCAACCAUGGGCCUACCUCGUCAAUCGGAGAUUAUCUUCUGGGCAAAUAUGCUUGGCUAGACGAGGAAAAUGCCUGGCUAUAGGGGUGGGAUAUCAUCUUACCGUUUUUCACCUUGGCUUGGAGGCCAAGGUCACAAUCAUGUCUCAUGCCGACUAUACUAAGCUCAUCGAGAACGACUGCCCUGGCUCAAAUCCUGAUAGAACCAAGGCGUCCAGAAUGCGCUCUUUUGUGACACCCCCUCAGUUUAUUGAGCCUGGAUCAUCUUCAAAGGCGAAGCGAACGAUUAACGUCUUUGCGGCUAUUGUUGCUGAUACAUUUGCUAUUGUAUUCUCUGACUUUGCACGUCUUAUGCAUAUGCAUGUCAUCAGCAAGGAUCAACAUUGGACGCAGGCAGAUCUUGAUGUCGGGUCUCUGGAAUGGCCACUCAUCUGGACUACAUUUCCAGAUGGUCCGGAUUGGGUUCUUGAGCGAGAGGCUGCUCUGAUUGCUCUCGAUAACUGGCGUGAUGGGCACCUCGCUAAUGAUUUUUUGCACUAUGCUGCGAUUUUUCCAGGUGCACCUUGCAGCUGGAUAUGCUCAGAUGAUAUUCGUUUUGAGCGAUUCAAGCAACAGAUCUUGAAAUACACAGAGAUCUGGCGAUCCCCAGAGUUUCUGCGACGGUGUGCCAUGUCAACAAACUCUCCCAACCCCUUCGCCUUCAACACGACCUCUGACCGUAACUAUACAAAUGGCUAUAUCUGGGUGUUCAGAAAGGCUGCUGUCGAUAUACCGUGCGAUCUUUACAAUUUCUAUCUUCAAGAAGGACUGUUUGACAAGUCCCAUACCAUUGGUGAACCAUAUCAUUUUCAAGGAAAGCUUUGCGAUAAAAAAUUCAAGAGCCAAGUUCCUGUUUACUAUCAUUCUCACCUUGAUGCCUUUACGGUAAUUACGGCGAAAGUCCCAGAUGACUGGAAGGAUGGUCCUGUUGAACACUUUAUAGAUUUACGAGAUGCAGGUUACACAACAACGGUAGGACCAGCCCAGUUUUUUGAAUCCAAGCAAAACAAGAUAGACCCAGCCCACGCCUUAAAGGUUUGCAUCAGACGAGGUAGACCAGCCAAGAUUUCAGAUGGUCUUGGUAGGAAAAGGAAGACCCCUACUUAUCAGUCACUUGAGAAGAUGCAACCUUCCAAGAGAAGAAGGACCUCUCUUGAACACUGUGCAGACAAGGAAAAUACCGAACAACCCUUGACUUCCAGUGACACCACUACACUUCCACCAAGAAGGUCCAUCCGCUCACACAAAAUAUAA
Laccaria bicolor S238N-H82 is the source of this 1533-nucleotide messenger RNA. RefSeq lists its product as uncharacterized. Bases 1 to 1533 code for a protein of 510 amino acids. The transcript has 8 exons. Lineage: Eukaryota; Fungi; Basidiomycota; Agaricomycetes; Agaricales; Hydnangiaceae. The record is from RefSeq and is a predicted model, not a curated record.